AUGGCACUGGCCAAAUUUCAUUACCCGUCAUGGCGUCCACCAUGGCUUAAUAUCGAGGAUCCUUCGGAAUUAAAGGAAAUUAAAGUGCAAUUUUAUAUACUAUAG
This is a messenger RNA of Fusarium pseudograminearum CS3096, 105 nucleotides long. RefSeq lists its product as uncharacterized. The transcript has 4 exons. Lineage: Eukaryota; Fungi; Ascomycota; Sordariomycetes; Hypocreales; Nectriaceae. The record is from RefSeq and is a predicted model, not a curated record. Bases 1 to 105 code for a protein of 34 amino acids.